AGGUUUAUGAUUCAUUCCUCCCUUGUUCCCAACACACACACAAAUAAAAUAAAUAAAAUUAGUAAGAUUUUGAAUAAUAAAUGGGAUUUUAUAUAAUUAUAGACAAGUAGUCGCGUUAUCGAGCCGCGCCUUUUCAGUGUGAAGCUCUGUACCGUUUUGUCCUUCAAAAUCGUUGGUAGAUCGCGGGAUGAAAUGGCGGCGGCGGAGGAGGUGAAAGCGAUUCUGAGGGAAGCAUUCGGCGAUUCAUCGUCGGAAAGCGACAGUGAAUCUUCGGCUGAUUGCAAUCGAAUCAGCGAUUGGAGCGACGAAAUCGCGAGGCCUCUCUCAAUUUUUGGGGAUAGCCACACAUGGGAGCAGAUCACUGAAAUCAAUGGCCUCUGGAUAUGCAGCGAUUUUCUGUCUCCCGAUCAGCAGUCUUCGCUGCUAUCUGCCCUUGAACAAGAUGGAUAUGUAGGUGACGCCUCGCACAAUCAGGGUAUGAGGUUCGGAGAUCUCCCUCGCUGGGCCGUUGAGCUUUCGCGCAGCAUACGCGAGAAUAUCGUUGUUAGUGAAAACAAGGAACAGCGUUUAUUUCCAGCAGAAGUGCUAUGGAGAGAGCCCCUUUUUAACCAACUCAUAGUGAAUGUAUACCAGCCCGGUGAGGGGAUUGCGGCGCAUGUGGAUCUGAUGCGUUUCGAAGAUGGGAUAGCAAUAGUGUCACUGGAGUCGGCGUGCGUGAUGCACUUCACCCAAGGGUCAUCAUCAGUUCCACUGCUCCUGCUCCCAGGAUCACUGGUGUUGAUGUGGGGCGAGGCACGCUACCUUUGGAAGCACGAAAUUAAUCGUAAGCCCGGAUUUCAGAUAUGGGAAGCUCAAGAAAUCCACCAGAAGAGGAGAACUUCUAUCACCCUCAGAAGCCUUUCUCCAACACCACAACCGUUAGCUUAACUUCCUGUGUGUAUUGCUUCAACUAACUCAUUUUAAUUCACAUUCUUGUUUUUACCUUAGAUGCGAAAUGGCCAUUCAAAUGAUGGAUAUGUUGCAGCCAUAUAUAUAUCAGCUCACAAUGCAUAUGUGUUUGUGUGUUUUAUAUUAAUGCUAUCUAUCCACCUAUAUGGCUAUAUUGACUUCAUAAUGCAUAUAUGUGCUAUUGCAUUUUGUACAUGUCAUGCUCCUAUCCAUAACUUUUAUUU
Salvia miltiorrhiza (redroot sage) is the source of this 1172-nucleotide messenger RNA. RefSeq lists its product as uncharacterized. Gene Ontology annotation, cellular component: mitochondrial matrix. Gene Ontology annotation, biological process: DNA damage response; fatty acid metabolic process. NCBI's taxonomy places the organism in Eukaryota, Viridiplantae, Streptophyta, Magnoliopsida, Lamiales, Lamiaceae. The coding region runs from base 193 to 927 and encodes 244 amino acids. The transcript is spliced from 4 exons. The record is from RefSeq and is a predicted model, not a curated record.